Alosa alosa (allis shad) is the source of this 2638-nucleotide messenger RNA. It is a transcript of the gene naa35, whose product is annotated as N-alpha-acetyltransferase 35, NatC auxiliary subunit. Lineage: Eukaryota; Metazoa; Chordata; Actinopteri; Clupeiformes; Clupeidae. Gene Ontology annotation, cellular component: NatC complex. Gene Ontology annotation, biological process: N-terminal peptidyl-methionine acetylation. The coding region runs from base 218 to 2392 and encodes 724 amino acids. The transcript is spliced from 23 exons. The record is from RefSeq and is a predicted model, not a curated record.
CUUAAAAUCCACUUGCACUUUACAUGUUUAUCCUCAAAAGAGACACCAACUCCCAUAAUGCAUAUCGGGAAAUGACGAUUUUUCAGUAGCCACUGCUCCAUGUCUCUUCAUUAAUGCAAUAGCAUAGCAGCCACGGUUUUUUUUCUCGAAGAUUGCUUAUUCUAAGAGAGGUGAUUGCACUGCAGCUUCAUCUCAUUGUGUGUGUGCAGGCGUCUCCAUGGUGAUGAAGUCAUCGGUGGAGGAGGAUGAUGCUGGCUGGAGUCUCGGAGUGCCAGAGAAGAUGAGAAGCAAUGCAAACUGGGUGGAUAUCACCCAGGAUUUCAAAGCAGCCUGCAGAGAGCUGAACCUCGGAGAGCUGCUCCAUGACAAACUGUUUGGGCUCUUUGAGGCCAUGUCCGCCAUCGAGAUGAUGGACCCAAAGAUGGAUGCUGGAAUGAUCGGUAACCAAGUGAACCGGAAAGUGCUCAACUUUGAGCAGGCUGUGAAGGAGGGGGCGAUACGUGUACGAGACUUAAGUCUGCCCGAGCUCAUCGGUAUCAUAGACACCUGCUUCUGCUGUCUGAUCACGUGGUUGGAGGGCCAUUCUCUAGCGCAGACAGUCUUCACCUGCCUAUAUGUGCACAACCCAGAGAUCAUCCAGGACCCUCCCCUCAAGGCCUUCUGCCUGGGCCUGCUCAAGCUGUGUGACAUUGCCCGUGACAAGAUCAACAAGGCUGCUGUGUUCGAGGAGGAAGAUUUCCAGGCCAUGACCUAUGGCUUUAAAAUGGCUAACAACGUGACAGACCUGCGAGUAACAGGCAUGCUGAAGGACGUGGAGGAUGACCUCCAGCGAAGAGUUAAGAGCACACGCAGCAGACAGGGGGAGGACCGAGAUCCUGAGGUGGAGCUGGAGCAUCAGCAGUGCCUGGCCCUGUUCAGCAGAGUCAAGUUCACACGUCUCCUCCUCACUGCACUCAUUGCUUUCACCAAGAAAGAGACCAGUUCAGUGAGCGAGGCUCAGAAGCUGAUGACUCAAGCAGCUGACCUCCUGUCUGCCAUCCACUCAACUAUUCAUCAUGGCAACCAACCCCAUAAUGACACCACUAAAGGAGAUCACCCAAUUAUGAUGGGAUUUGAGCCACUGGUGAAUCAGAGGCUCCUGCCCCCGACAUUUCCUCGUUAUGCAAAGAUCAUGAAGAGAGAGGAGAUGGUGGAAUACUUCAGCAAACUCAUCCAGCGCAUUAUCACUGUCUGCAACAUCAUCAACACCACCAACCUGCAUGGCAUUCUGGAUUUCUUCUGUGAGUUCAGUGAGCAGUCUCCUUGUGUGCUCUCCAGGUCUCUUCUGCAGACGACGUUCUUAAUUGACAAUAAGAAAGUGUUUGGAACGCACCUCAUGCAGGAUCUCAUCAAAGACGCCCUCCGAAGCUUUGUCAGUCCACCAGUCCUGUCCUCAAAAUGCAGUCUGUAUAAUAAUCCCCAGGCCAAAGACUACAUCGACUCCUUCCUCACACACUGUUCACGGCCGUUCUGCAGUCUGAUCCAGAUUCAUGGACACAACCGCGCUCGACAGAGAGACAAGCUGGGACACAUACUAGAGGAGUUUGCCACACUUCAAGAUGAGGCUGAGAAAGUGGACGCUGCCCUCCACAGCCUGCUGCUGAAGCUAGAGCCGGGUCGGCAGCACCUGGCCUGCGUGGGCACCUGGGUUCUGUACCACAGCCUGCGCAUCAUGAUCCUCUACCUGCUCAGUGGCUUCGAGCUCGAGCUGUACAGCACACAUGAGUACUACUACAUCUACUGGUAUCUGUCAGAGUUUCUGUACGCAUGGCUGAUGUCAACACUGAGCCGGGCAGACAGCUCUCAGAUGGCCGAGGAGAGGAUCCUGGAGGAGCAACAGAAGGGACGCAGCAGCAAGAAGAGCAAGAAGAAGAAAAAGGCUCGUCCUCUAGGCAAAGAGAUCACCAUGAGCCAGGCCUACCAGAACAUGUGUGCUGGCAUGUAUAAGACUAUGAUAGCUUUAGAUAUGGAUGGUAAGGUGCGUAAGCCUCAGUUUGAGCUGGACAGUGAACAGGUGCGCUAUGAGCAUCGCUUCGCCCCCUUCAACAGUGUGGUCACGCCCCCGCCCGUCCACUACAUCCAGUUUAAGGAGAUGUCUGACUUGAAGAAGUACAGCCCCCCUCCUCAAUCGGCAGACCUCUACAUGGCGGCCAGCAAACACUUUCAGCAGGCCAAACUGAUCUUGGAGAACAUCACCAGCCCUGAUGCAGAGGUCAAUCGGAUUCUCAAAGUUGCCAAACCAAACAUUGUAGUGAUGAAGCUGCUGGCAGGAGGACAUAAAAAAGAGACUAAGGCACUGCCCGAGUUUGAUUUUUCCGCGCACAAAUAUUUCCCUGUGGUGAAGAUUAUUUGAGGCCUCUCUACUGUGUGAGUGCACACAGACACACCUCUGCUGAAAGGACAAACCGUACGCUGGAACUCAGAACCCCCCUGAAGGUUGUUUAUUCUCCUCAACACUCCAAAGACAUCACUUCAUCUUUCAACAACACAAAUAAACAUACAAACAUCUAACAGUCAGUCAUCCCAGCUGCCUAAUACGCAAUUUCAUACAGAAGUUAAUUUCAAUGUUGAAUAAAAGACUUGGUAAUUAAUAUAAAAA